AUGGUGCCUCCUAGCUGCUCCCGUGGUGGGGGGCAGCCACUCCCCACUUGCCCCCUCCCGGGGUCGGCUCCGAAGAAGCAGGCGUCCAUCUCGCGCAUCACCACCCAGCGGGACGCGUCCUUGACGCCCUUGACGUCCAGGCAGACCUGGACGCCAGGCGGGCGGGCCUUCCACCGUGAGGUGAUGCGCGCCCUGUCUUCUCAACGCCCCCCAGGGGCCACCGACGGCCUGGUGUGGGUGGUCGACUCGGCCGACCGGCCGCGGCUGGAGGAGAGGCUGGCGGGGGCAACACUGCUGAUCUUCGCCAACAAGCAGGACCUGCCGGGGGCGCUGACCGCCGCCGAGCUGCGGGAUUUCCUGCGGCUGGACCAGAUCAAGUCGGGGAGGCUCCCGCCCAGCACCGGGCCAGGGCCUGGCGCAAGCGGCGGCAAGCUCACCCCUGAGCGCAAGGACGCAUUGCUUGCCAUGUCCGCCGAGCACUUCGAGGCCUGCAGCAUCUGGCUGUCGCCUGGUCAGAAGGCGCACUUGCUGGGGCUGCGAGCCGUGCAGACAGGCGACCCGCUGGCCCUCAGUCGACAGGCCAAGCAGCAGCACGACACGCUCAAAGAUCAGGUCGCCAAGGCCAAGAACGCCUGGGAGAAGUCUCAGGAGUUGCUGGCCAAGCAGCUGCAGAAGACGGCGGAGCUCAAGGCGAAGUUCAUGGAGCUUGAGGCCAAGGAGCUCGAGGCGGCCCGCGCUGCUGCCAGCGCCUUCUCCGAGCUCGGGCGUGCCUCCAGGCCUCAGCCUGCUGACCAUGCUGCAUACCUUGUGGAGCAGCUGCGUGAGCUGGGGGUCGAGGCGGGCGUGGUCGACUCGAUCAAGCAGGUCGCGGAGGCCCGCCAGAAGGCCAAGAAGGGCGACUGGAUGGACAAGCUCGUCAGCUCUGCAGGUGAGAGCGGCAUCACUCGAUCGCAGCUGGAGGUCCUCAAGACCCUCACGAGGCCCAUCAGCGUUGCCCAGACCAAGCAAGUGCGGUGCAGGAUCCGACAUCUUCAGAGCUCGCCAGAUGUUCCAGAUUCGAAUCUCGCGGUUUGUUUCCUGGAGGCCCUUGAUCGGUUUCGCGUCUUUGAUUACGUAGUCAUGGACUAUUUCGCCGCCGUCGCCAGCGACACUGCCGAGCGCCUGCACAAGCAGGCAACCCAGCUGAAGAUAGUCAACUGGGACCGAUGGGUUAAAACGCACUCGGUAGGUGGGGCUGCGGCGCUCUUCAAGUAUGUGCAGCUGCCUGACCCUUGGCAGCCGUCCACCCUCGACUCCUUCACCCUCCGUCCCAACUCCAGCAUGGGGGUCCCGCCUAGGAGUUUUCUGCACUUGCCCGACGUUGCGCUCGAGCUUCUGUGCGGCCUCAUCGGGAAGAUUGAGGAGCAGGCGGACUGGACGGGCAGAAUCAAGGUCGCCAAACCCAAGCUCAAGAGAAUGAAACAUCUCCAGGGAGGCAUGGCCAGGCGGAAAACCAUGGCCAUCAUGGCCAGGGCGGCCCUGGAGACUUCGGUUGCUUUUGGGACCUCCGUUCAGGGUACUGCCUCUAAGGAGCUGGACGUGUUGCGAUCCCAGGCCGCUGCGGCGCUCGACGCCAAGACCAGCGGCAAGAGCCGCACUCUCGCUCUCGCGCUCGCGCCGCAGGCCAACUACGACCCGAUUUGGAGGGCUACUCUGGAGCCUAUCAAAGCUUUCAGCUCUGUUCUUUGGGCGGCGCGCGUGCCAUGUCAUGUAUUAGAGCAUGGCCUUGAGGCCGCUAGAUUGGCGUUGUCUGGGAAGGACCAAAUGUGGCCGCAAGUUCGGGGCCCCCUGGGAGCCCUCUUCGCUACGCUCGCCAGAGUCGGGAUCGUCGUCGUUGAGCCCCUGGUCUGGAAGUUGCCUGACGGUCUGGAGCUGAAACUCAAGUACAUUUGCCCCAGGGUCCUACUGCACUGCUGUGCGCAUGCGGUGCGCCACUGGGUUAACCUGCAGAUUUCGGAGCACCUCCAGAUGCCCGAGUUCCGUACUGGGUUCUGGGAUGGGCCUCUGAAGUACCUCCUGAGCGCCAAGGGGAACCUCACUUGGCAGCAGCGUGGCUACCUCAGGAGUGCUAUCAUUGGAGCUCAGUGGCCCCAAGAUCGGCAAUUUCAACAAGGAUGGAUUGACUCCCCGAGUUGCCUUGCAUGCCAUGAGGCCCCUGGGUCCCUCGUGCAUCGGCACGCUGUUUGCAAGAGCAUGCUUGAGGCAAUAGGAGAGCCACUCCCUGAUGCAAUCAGACUCAUGCUCCCGCAUGCGGACCAGAAUGACCUGGUGCGCCUGUUGCUGGAGCGUGUGCUCGUCCCGCUCCCCAAGGCCCCUCAGGCAGUGCUGCUGACGCCGUCGGAGCCCUGUGUGGAAUGGCACGGGGAUGCGCAACAGCUCACAGGGGAUCUUUAUCUUGAUGGCUCACUGUUUACUGAUUAUCCACAUCGCGGGACUGCUGCAUGGGCAGUUGUUGCGCUGGCCGCCGACACUGACACGGCUGUCUGCACCAUCACAGGUCUCCUGCCCUACCCGCUGCAGGACAUAGACGGUGCCGAGCUGUAUGCCCUGUUCGCAGUGCUCAGAUUCGCGGUGCCACCUGUUGUCGUGCACACGGAUUCCGAUUUCGUUUGGAAAGGCCGUGCCACCGGCUACGUUCGAAAGUUCGGGUCCGCCCUGUUGGGCGAGGGGCGGACGCGCACGCGCGCGUCGCAGGCCAGCAGCAUCAGCGGCCAUGGGCAGUGCGACCUUGCGGUGCCGGGCGCCUGCCGCUGCUGGUCGCAGGAUGCCUGCUGGGCCAGCGGCGGAGGGGGCAUGUGGCCCUCCGCCAACCUCGGAGGCGAACACCACGGUGGUGUCCAGUUUCGCGGCGUCGGGCGCUACCACGAUGACUGCCAGCUCGGUAUCGAUUGCGACGUCGGUAUCGAGCUCUGCAGAUUUGAGCAGUACCGCACCAUCGAGGUUGUCGCCAGAAAUGACUUUGGAGCUCAGCUGAGGAAUGUUUGCGCCUGCGGCCACUCCGACGGCGUCGCUGGCUGCCCGCCCACCAGCAUCGCCGACUUCCAUUCUGACGGCACCACCGAGUGCCAGUCCGACCGCGACACCGACUGCCAGCAGGACGGCAGCGUUGACUGCCAGUCCGACGACAUUGCCGACUGCCAGCCCGACCGUAGCACCGACUGCCAGUCUCCCAACGCCGACUGCCAGCAGGACGGCAACGCCGACGGCCGCACGGACCGUGACACCGAUUGCCAGCAAGACGGCAACGCCGCCGGCCUGUGCGGCGGCAGCUUAUACGGCCAGUUCGACAGCAUCGCCGACUGCCAGUCCAGCGGCGACGCCGAUUGCCAGCCCAACGGCAAUGCCGUCUGCCAGUCCGACGGCCGUGCCGACUGCCAGUUGGUUCGCCGCUCCAGCUGCCAGCAGGACGGCAACGCCGUCUGCCAGUCCGGCGGCAACGCCGACGGUUGGUCCGAAGGCGUCGCCGAUUGCCAGUCCGACGGCAACGCCUACGGCCAGACCAACGGCGUCACCGACUGGCUGUCCAGAGGCAACGCCGACUGCCAGUUUGACCGCGACACCGACUGCCAGCAGGCUGGCAACGCCGACUGCCAGUCGGACGGCAACGCCUACGGCCAGACCGACGGCGCGGCUGACUGCCAGUCCAAUGGUAACGCCCAUUGCCAGUCCUAUGGCAACACCGACUGCCAGUCCGAUGGCAAUGCCUACGGCCAGCCCGACGGCUAUGCCUACUGCCAGUUCGGCCGUCGGGACGGCAAUACCGACUUGCAGUCCGACGGCAGUGCAUGCGGCCAGUCCGAGGGCGUCGCCGACUGCCAGUCCAACAGGCGUCCGAAUGGCAACGCCGACUGCCAGUCCGCCAAUAUCACAUACGGCCAGUCCUACGGCAUCGCCGACUGCCAGUACAAUGGCGACGCCGACCGCCAGCACAACGGAAACACCGAUUGCCAGUCCGACUGCAACGCCGACUGCCAGUUCAGUGGCGAUCCCGACUGCCUGUCCAACGGCAACGCCGACUGCCAGUUCAACCGCGUUGCCGACAGCCAGUCCGUCCGCGGUACAGGCCGCCAGCAGGACAGCGACGCUGACUGUCAGACCGACGGCAGCGCCGACGACCAGUCCGACAACUACGCCGACUGCCAGUCGGACCGCGACGCCGACGGCCAGCAGGACGGGGUUGCCGACUGCCAGUCCGACGGCGACUCCUGCGGCCUGACUUACGGCAUCGCCGACUGCCAGUCCAAAGGCGUGGCGAGCCGUGGUCACUGCACCGCGGCGCUUCGGUGCGACGCGGCACUGUGGCGUCGCGGUUGCAGCUUCGACUGCGACUGUGGUUGCAGACCGCGCCGCCCACAGCUGCGCCGGACCUCUGCGCCCCCGCCUCGCCGGUGCGGCACGCUGCCUGGAGCCGCCGAGAGCGGCGCGGGGGCUCGGUGGCCCGAGGCCGCCGAGCUGCGCGCGGGCCUGCUGGAGGGCGUGCGGUGGCUCGUCUCGGACAUCGCCUCCAGGGUGUUCCUGCUGGACU
Messenger RNA from Prorocentrum cordatum, 4564 nucleotides. The record is from the annotation of a GenBank genome assembly. Lineage: Eukaryota; Dinophyceae; Prorocentrales; Prorocentraceae.